GAAUGAAAUUUCUCAUUUUAGCUGGCCUUUUGAGCACUGCCACUGCUCUGCCCAUUCCUCUUGAACAAUAUGGAGGAAGUUCCAGUGAACAGAGAUUUGGCUUUUACCCGCCACAAGGACCACCGUUUUUUCCUCAGAUCCUGUUUCCGCCUCCUCCACAACUGCCCUUGGUUCCAAUUCCUAUUCCUUUGCCUUUUCCUUUUGAUCCAAAUCAGGUCCUGACACUUAAUGAUCUUAUAACGUUAAUCACUUCUAUUUUGAACCAACUCGGGGGUUUCUUUGGGGUAAGACUUUAUUUCUAUGAUUUUACUGAUAAAAGCAAGUGACAUUUAAUCUCAAGAAAGGUAAGAACAAUUCUCAACUAUAAAAACAUAUGGCAGAGUCAUACCCAACUGACUUACCCAAAUUAGAGCUCCUGAACUAUAAACUCUGGCUCUUUAGAUCAGAAUUUCUGCAAGUCUAAAAAAGGUAUUAUUUUCAUAACGUCCAUGCUAUGUGACAAAAUUUUAGCUUACAGAAACAUAUGUAGUAUUAGGUUGAAAUUUCAAACAGUAAAUUUUACCUCAAGCUUGUUUUUGUUUUAUGGACAAUUCCUGUAAGUAGUGAGAAAAGUCAGCAUGAAACUAUCACAUCUAGAAAUGGCUUGAUUUCCAGGCAAGGAAAUACAUCUCAACACAAAUGCAUCAGCUUGCUGGAUGGCAAGGCUACAAACCUUGAAACUUUGACUCUCAUCCAAGUUUAUUUUCAUUUAAAAUAUAUACAAAAAAAUAUAUUUUUUAAAGAUUUUGUUUAUUUAUUCAUAAGAGAGACACAGAGAGAGAGGGGCAGAGAGAGAAGCAGACUCCAUGCAGGGAGCCCAAUGUGGGAUUCCAGGAUCAUGCCCUGGGCUGAAGGCAUACGCUAAACCACUGAGCCACCCAGGCGGACCCGUAUAUUCCUUUCUUAAGUAUCUGAAUUAAUGUCAAUCAAAAGUAUAUUUGGUAUGUAUUUAUUUUAAUCCACCCUGAGAGAAGCUAAUGAGUCAAAAUAUUCUCAAUCUCAAUUUUGAGAAAGAAAUUGGAUUUCACUCAAUGAAAUGAGCAGGAUGAGAGACAUGAGUGGAAACAAAGAAGAAAUUAUGGCAAAAAUACUUUCAUAUAAUAAAACUAUAAUUUGUGUUUACUUUGGCAGAAAUAAUUCUCUAUCAGAAAUUAUAUACGGUGAGUAAAAUCUCCAAAUACCUUUCAAGCACUAUUAUGUGCGUUAAA
Messenger RNA from Nyctereutes procyonoides (raccoon dog), 1247 nucleotides. RefSeq lists its product as uncharacterized. The record is from RefSeq and is a predicted model, not a curated record. Bases 3 to 326 code for a protein of 107 amino acids. The transcript is spliced from 7 exons. Lineage: Eukaryota; Metazoa; Chordata; Mammalia; Carnivora; Canidae.